This is a messenger RNA of Oldenlandia corymbosa var. corymbosa, 87 nucleotides long. The record is from the annotation of a GenBank genome assembly. Lineage: Eukaryota; Viridiplantae; Streptophyta; Magnoliopsida; Gentianales; Rubiaceae.
CGGCGAUUUUGGAAUGUAACAGUUGGGUUCGAAAAAGUACUAAAGUACUAUAGGAUAUCGAGGAUAUCGGCGGUCAUUUCCAGAUAG